Messenger RNA from Eimeria acervulina, 595 nucleotides. RefSeq lists its product as hypothetical. Gene Ontology annotation, cellular component: nucleolus. The record is from RefSeq and is a predicted model, not a curated record. The annotation marks the transcript as partial. Lineage: Eukaryota; Apicomplexa; Conoidasida; Eucoccidiorida; Eimeriidae. The transcript has 2 exons.
AUGUCGGGCUUUGAGACAGCCGUUAGGGGGAGUUUGCGCUUCAAGCGCCAGAGCGAGGCGCUUGUUGAUAAGAAGAGAAAGAAGAAGAAAAAGGACAAAGGCAACAAAGAAGAAGAUGCAGCAGGGCCAACAGUAGUAGACCUCCCCCCAGAUCUUGCAAACGAUCCUGAUGCUGUUGCUGCAGCAGCAGCAAUUCAACAGGGGAAGCAGCAGCCAGGCGUUAUCUUACGCAAGGACGCUGACAAGUCUGCUGGAGCAGCUGCAGCAUCUUCCCCAGAAGAAGGGUCUCAGGAAGCAGCAGAAAGAUCUGUAGAUACACCUGAAGAAGAAGUGCAAGAAAAAGAAGAAGACAAAGAUGAAGAGGAUGAAAGAAAUAGCCGUAGUCGCAGCAGAGAAGCUCGUAGGUCCCUGGUGUCUUCAUCAGAAGACGUAGAAGCUCUGCUUAUAGAUGCAAACCCCAACUGGACUAAGGCUGAAAAGGCUUUUUAUUUAGCUCGAAAGGCAAGAGAAGCAGAAAGAGUAAAGAAACAACUGCAGCUGACCCACAGACAAAGGAUGGAAAAAUUCAACAGACAUCUCGCGUCUCUUUCCGAAC